GAAAAUAAUGAAAACUGUGGUUAAACUGGCCACACAGACACUCCUGAACUAUAGUGUUACAAAUAUGAGUGGUGUGGACAUUUACUAAUAUGUUCUAGAAGAGUGGCACAGUGGACACUGGCACCGAUGCCUCAUACCUCCAGGGCUGGGGGGGGAGGGGGGUGCAUGAUCUCACCAUAUUAGAUAGGAAUCCCAUAACUACUCUGGUCAUGCAGUUUAGCUGAGUGACACCAUUUAUAUGCCUACAAUGUAUGACUGGGUAUCUCCCCUGCGAUGGCCUGGCCAUCCCAUCCAACGUUAGGGAUGGGGUACAGCCUCAUGCCCUGCGCUGCUCAGUAUAGGCUCCAGGCCCACUGAGAUCCUGACCAGAACAGGAUGAUGGAAGUUGGGUUCUUCCAGAAGAGCUACUUGCUCUUUAUUCAUACUGUGGUAAUGUGCAGUACAAAUGGCAGACUGACCAAAUAGAACAUCUGUACAGGUUUUACAUGUAAAAAUCUGAAGGUCAUUCCUGCCAGCUAGAAAUAUCAAUGACAUCCUCCACAGCCAGGCUAGAUAUUUAUUAUACUAUUUAUUAUACCAUUUACCAGCACAUCAGUUGAGUUUAAGCUGUUCAUACAAAGAUUUGUUGUUUACUUUGGGAAUCCAUGGUGCCCAGCAUCUUAAAUCAUCGCAAAUAUUCUGCAGUGUUAUCACCAGCAUUUUACAAAGUUUGAAUCAUAACAGCAGACAGACAGACUCCUGACCAUUCUGCGAUCAAGACCGAUUUUCAACUCCUGCUGAACUACUACGUUGUCUUCAGAUUAUUUUGGAUUGAAAUCCACAUGAUGGAGGAGGUUACAGUGAUUCAAGAGGCAGACCAGAGGCAGCAGAAGGCCCGGGACGAGCGUCGAGCCCUAAAUGAAGCGGAUCUCCCGGAUCUCCAACCCUUACCCCCAAAGGAUCCCACAGACCCAGCCUUGGAGGCUCUUUGGGAGGCCAGGAGGACAGAGCCGCUGAGGAUCCACGGGCGCAGCGUGGAGGAGUACAGGGCGAUGUACCGGCGGCUCGUGGAACCAAGGCUGCUCUACCCUUCUGGCCGACCUCGCCCCCACUCCCUCGAUCUGGGGCGCAGGAUAAAGCAGCGCCUGUGGGUUGCCGUCUCCUGCCCGAAAUUCACCGAACAGGUGGGAGACAAAAAUAUAAUUGACAUCGCGGAGACCUCUGGCAACCCGGGGCUGAAGGGUUAUGCCCCCCUGAUCGAGGUCGAUGUGUGGGACGAGCCCCCGGCCAAAGAGCCUCCAAAGAAGAGAGCGAGACAUUAGUCCCUGCUCCAUGUAUAUAAUGUAUAUAUGUAAAUAAAUGUAAAUAUGCAUGUAUUAUACAUAGGUUCAGUAAAAGUAAAUAUAUAUGGGUUAAAUAUAAGUAAAUAUAUAUGGGUUAAAUAUAAGUAAAUAUAUAUGUAAUAUAUAGGUUAAAUAAGUAAAUAUAUGUAAUAUAUAUGGGUUAAAUACAAGUAAAUAUAUCUAAUAUAUAGGUUAAAUAUAAGUAAAUAUAUAAUAUAUAGGUUAAGUAUAAGUAAAUAAAUAUAAAUAUAUUUAAAAUCAACUUUGUGUGCUCCUUUCUUCUUGUGUAUAAGACCAUGGUUUGACAUGAGCUCAUUUCAGUCAUAACGCACGGAUAUUAAUAAAUGCUACUACUGCUGGUUGACACGUUUGUUAAAUAUCACAUUUUAUUGAGACAGUCUGUCUUUUCGGGACCGGAAUUAGCACGCUAGCGGCUAAUCGGCUGAAUUUCUCUUUUUUUACUUUGGGCCUCAAGCUAUCAUAGCAUUGUUUAAAAUGAAGACGUUUAUGUCGAAAUAUCUCUUUUAAUCGACAUGGAUCAUGUUUAACCCCAGAUGGGUAACCCAGAACUCUGGUUUAGUUGGUAACCAAGCAGCUGUGUUAAACCAGGUAAACUGACGGAAACCUGCGAUUUCCCGUCAAAUGUACAUUACAGUCUAGGUCAGUCAGUACCAAAAGUUGCUAACCUGAAGCUAACCUGGUCCCUGACUUGGCUAAACAACUUCAGGAUAAACUUGUGGGUUCUGCUUUGGCCAAACACUUAUCCGGUAUUUUCUGUUCGGAUGAAGCGCGGCUCGGAUUUAACUGGUUUCUUUAAAAUGGCGGAUAAGGGCGCGCUGCCAUGUUGGUUUAAAGUGAAACGUAACUUUGUUUGUUCGUUUUAUUUAUCUAUUUAUGCAUUUUAGUGGAAUGUAAGUAAAACAAUGUGCGGUAUAUUUUAGUGAUGCCAAGAAGCCGCUUAUUAUAAUGAUAUGUUAAGAGUAUAAAAACAAGACUCACGCAUUAGACGUGAGGCUCAAGCUGGAAAUCAUACGGCAAAUCUAUAUUGUUCCAUUAUAAACCUAAAAUGAGCUACCUGAAAAGCGUUGGGACAGUCAGCAAACCCUACAGACUAGUUACGAGGUAAUAAAACUGUUGCAUGCAUGUAAAUGCGUGUGCAGACUGGUCUGGAAUUGAAAAUCACACUCGAGUUAGCAGUCCAAAUUUUACACCCUUGCCUUUUUCAUAUUAAGGGCAAUUUCAGUGUCUAUGACAUCCUUCGAGGACCAUGCUAAUUACUGCAGACACAUCACAUUAAUCUUGCGCAAUAUUUUGUAUCGAUUCUCAAAAACCACAGACUGACCAGACA
Brienomyrus brachyistius is the source of this 2670-nucleotide messenger RNA. RefSeq lists its product as uncharacterized. The record is from RefSeq and is a predicted model, not a curated record. Bases 822 to 1301 code for a protein of 159 amino acids. NCBI's taxonomy places the organism in Eukaryota, Metazoa, Chordata, Actinopteri, Osteoglossiformes, Mormyridae. The transcript has 2 exons.